CAAGUAUGUAACUAGCUCCAAAGCAGAUCUGAAAGUGCACUGUAAAGAACACCUUCCGUUCCCAAUGCCUGUAGGAGUGGCUUCCAACCUACAGACUGUGCACGUUGGUGAUUUUCAGAAUGUAGCCUCGGUGGAGACAACUGAAACUCAAGAUGCCUUGUCACAGAUCUCAGAUGCUAUUGCUGCUUACCAAGCACAGGCUGAAUUACAAAAUCAGGUCAUUACGCAUACAGUGGAAACAUCAGAACAUGAAAAGGAUGUAGGUGAAAGUGAAGUGAGUGGUGGAGAGCAAGUAAUAGUAAUACCACAGUUAGAGAAUACCUCUGCUGGUGAUGGAGAAGUCAGAGAAGUUGUCAUUGAAUAUGCUACAGAUGGAAGUCAGGUGCAUUUAGUUGAUGAAGAUGGCAACCAAUUACAGGCUGUUAAAUACAUAGAUGGACAAGUUGAACUGAUAGAGCAACCACAUGAACACAUAGUAGAAGCUCAAGAAGAAGGCGUUGAGACACACCUAGUAGAAAUACCUGUCAUGGGCCAUGAAAGUGAAGUGGGUCAAAAUGAGGUCACUGCUGUUGCUAUGCAAGGAUGAAGUCGAAUUAAAUGUCAAAUAUUGUAUUUGAGUUGUGUGUCCAUUAUGAAAAAAUAUGUUUGGAUGCAAAUGCUUAUUUUAUGGAUACAAUGUAUGCUUCCAUAUUGUACAUGUACAUGGAG
This is a messenger RNA of Saccoglossus kowalevskii, 708 nucleotides long. RefSeq lists its product as uncharacterized. The record is from RefSeq and is a predicted model, not a curated record. NCBI's taxonomy places the organism in Eukaryota, Metazoa, Hemichordata, Enteropneusta, Harrimaniidae.